AUGGACAGCGCGACGAAGAGACAGAGCCUCGUGGACUUUGACGGGCUGAGGAAGGCUCACAAACAGGAUGCUGCCCUCAAAGCACGCAUCCGCCGCCUGCGUGUCGUCUCCCGCGUCCUCGCCUUCCUCAUCUCCAUCGCAGUCUUCGUCCCCAUCUCCCUCACCCUCCACAAAUUCCUCACCACCCAGAACGUCUACCGCGACGUCACCAAGGACGGCAUCACCACGCACCGCACCGCCUGGGCAAAAGACUCCAAAGUCUGGCCUACGUGGAUGUACUUCCUCAUCGCUGGAAUCUCAGUUCUGCUCAACUUCGCCAUCAUCUUUGCGUACAAGUUCGGCGUUGAGAAGGCGAAUAAAGUGGCCACGGUGGCGACGGCGUUCACAUGGGUGGUUAUGCUGGGGAAUUUGGUGGUGUGGUGUGUAGCUGCGAGUUUGUACCGAACAGAGAAAGACAAGAAUGGGAAGAGCAACGAUUUGUGGGGCUGGACGUGUAGUCCGGCUGCACGAGCGAUACAGAAGGAAUUUGCGCAUGAGGUAGACUUCGACAAGUUUUGCACUGUUCAGAGCAUCUCGUGGUACAUUGGACUUGUGCAGGUUGGAACCGCGGCGUUGACUGUGGUGACUUACGUAUUUGUAUUUGUGAGAAGGAGCGGGAAGAAGGAUUUGAAGAAGAGGCACUCGCAGAUGGCCGGGCAGUAUCCGACGAACUACUAG
Didymosphaeria variabile is the source of this 717-nucleotide messenger RNA. RefSeq lists its product as uncharacterized. The transcript is spliced from 3 exons. Lineage: Eukaryota; Fungi; Ascomycota; Dothideomycetes; Pleosporales; Didymosphaeriaceae. The coding region runs from base 1 to 717 and encodes 238 amino acids. The record is from RefSeq and is a predicted model, not a curated record.